AGAAACACACGGCAGGAGGCGUCAGGUAGGGUCAUCCUCCUGUCUCGCAUGUCCACCAUCAUCAUCUUCACUCAUUCUAUGGUCAUGGAUGAAUGAAUGAAUCCUCAGGAUAGCAGAGCAUCAUCAUCAUCCUCGUCGGCAUAAGAGAAGAGAAAGAAAGAAAGAGAGCGACACCGUAAGAGAGAGAGAGAGAGAGGGAGAGGGAGGGAGGACGUGACGAAGGCAGAAGAGAGAGAAGAGCUCCCUCUUUCUCUUCCACCUCUCCCCCCUCCUCCGUAAAUGGAUGCCCACGCUUCUAGUCUUUAAAAUCCCGGCCACAUCCGCCAAAAUACUCCCCCCUUACUAACCUCCACCCUCCAUGAGAUCUAGCCUAACCACCACCAGCACUACCACCACCUCCAUUCACCACCACCACCACCACCACCAACAACAACCACCAGCUUCUUUGCUCAACCAAUUGAAGUUUCCUUCUUUCUUCGUCGAGCCCACAUCUGUUCUAGACCUCUGCAGGAGCCCGAGCCCGUCCAACACCACCACCACCUCGGUCACCACUCUGUCUCCCUCUCUCACAGCUUCAGGCAGCGUCAGCGGCGGGUGCGGGGACUCUGACGGUCUAGCGGCGGUGGCGGCGGUUUCCAACCUCCUGUCUGACGAAACCCAGCUGCCAUGGGCAAGGGAGACAGCGCAACCCUCCGGCGGCCUCCCGCCGGAUUUCGGCCACCCUUCGCAGUCGGAGAUUGGUCCUCCCAUGGAGGACUUGGACUCGAUGCUAAUGGCGGUGUCUUCUCCUCCUCAGGAGCCGUCGCUCAUCCGGUGGAUCUUCAGCGAGAAGGACGACUCCGCCCCGCCUCAGCCGCUCCUGUUCCCGCAGAUGCCUGCUCAGGAGGACGCCGUCAUCGACUCCCAGAUGCCUUUCACCGCUCACCCUCCUAAUUCCUUCCUUCUCCCCGACGCCAUCCUCCCCUACCCGUGCGUCCUUCCCGCUAUUUACGAUUCCGCCACAAACCCCACCGGCAUCAACAACCCAUCCCUGGACGACCUUUACCUGAAGCAGAUGCAAUUCCAGGCGGAGCCCGCAUCCCAGCCGGCUCAAUUCUUCCGGUCGCCGCCGUCGAAGGCGGGCUCCGACGGCCUGCAGCUCAUCAUCCACCAGCUGGUGGAGGCCGCCGGGUUCGUCGAGGGUGGCAACCUCGCUCUCGCGCAGGCGAUAUUGGCGCGGCUCAAUCAAGUCCUUUCCCCUUUCGGGAAGCCCCUCCAACGGGCCGCCUUCUACUUCAAGGAAGCCCUCCUCCUGUCCCUUUCCGGCGUCAGCCACCACCACCAUUCCUCCUUCCUCUCCCCCAUCGACCUCGUCCACAAGAUCGACGCCUACAAGUCCUUCUCCGAGGUCUCCCCGCUCCCCCAAUUCGCCAACUUCACCGCCAACCAGGCCCUCCUGGAGGCCCUCGACGGAGCCGACUCGAUCCACAUCGUCGACUUCGACAUCGGGCUCGGCGGCCAGUGGGCCUCUUUCAUGCAGGAGAUCGCUCUCAAGCCCAGGCCCUCCCCUCCCUCCCUCCGUGUCACUGCCAUCGUCCCUUCCGACUCCAUGGAGGUCCGCCUCGCCCGCGACAACCUCUGCCACUUCGCCCAGGAACUGAGCGUUCCCUUCCGUUUCGAUGCCGUCACCUUCCGCCGCUUCGAGUCGCUCUGCCUCGACGCCCUCGCCAUCCGCGACGGCGAGGUCGUCGCCGUCAACUUCUCGCCGGCCGUCCAGCGGGAACUCUCCCGCCCCGACUCCGUCUCUGGCUUCCUCCGCUUCCUCAAGCGCCUUGGCCCCCGCAUAGCCGUCUUCGUCGAUGCGGAGUGCGAGCGCGGGGAGGCUUCCUUCCGCCGGCAGUUCGAGGCGGCAGUCGGGUUCUACGCCGCGCUCAUGGACUCGCUGGACGCGGCUGGGAUCGACCCCGAGUCUGCCCGCCGGAUCGAGCGCUACCUUCUGCAGCCGAGGAUCAACGGCUCCGUCGCCGCCCGAUGGUGCCGCCCCUCCCCAACCCCCGCCUCACCGGAGAGGCUCCUCCCCUGGCGGAGCCUCUUCGGCCGCGCCGGGUUCGCGCCGGUCCCCUUCAGCAACUUCACCGAGACGCAGGCCGACUACCUGGUCAAGCGGACCCAGGUCAAGGGCUUCCACGUGGAGAAGCACCAUUCGUCUCUCCUUCUCUGCUGGCAACACCGGGAGCUCGUCGCCACGUCAGCCUGGAGGUGCUGCUGAUCUCUGCCGCCCAGACCCGACCCGGCCCGGCCGAGCUCCAGUUUGUCAAUGUGCUGCUUCUCACUCUUUUUUUUUUUUUUUCUUUUUUUUCCCUUUAGAUCUUUUCCGUGGGGUGGCUGUUUAGGUUUUUCUCAUAAAAAAAAAAACUAAUAAUUAAUCAACUGAAAAAAAGAAAAACUUCGAUUCUAGUUUAAUUGUCUGUUUCUAGCUGAUGUAGUAGGUGUCAGUCGAACGUCCUUGUUGGGAGUUGCAUGUGUUUGAACAGCACAAUGAAAAUAUUUGAGUUUUCCUUAAGAAGGAAGAAGUAAAAAAAUCGCAUGGCUUCUGUUGUUUUUA
Nymphaea colorata (pocket water lily) is the source of this 2584-nucleotide messenger RNA. RefSeq names its product scarecrow-like protein 15. The coding region runs from base 359 to 2248 and encodes 629 amino acids. Gene Ontology annotation, cellular component: nucleus. Gene Ontology annotation, biological process: regulation of DNA-templated transcription. The record is from RefSeq and is a predicted model, not a curated record. Gene Ontology annotation, molecular function: DNA-binding transcription factor activity; sequence-specific DNA binding. The transcript has a single exon. Lineage: Eukaryota; Viridiplantae; Streptophyta; Magnoliopsida; Nymphaeales; Nymphaeaceae.